Messenger RNA from Fomitiporia mediterranea MF3/22, 801 nucleotides. RefSeq lists its product as uncharacterized. The record is from RefSeq and is a predicted model, not a curated record. The coding region runs from base 1 to 801 and encodes 266 amino acids. NCBI's taxonomy places the organism in Eukaryota, Fungi, Basidiomycota, Agaricomycetes, Hymenochaetales, Hymenochaetaceae. The transcript has 6 exons.
AUGCCAAAGACGCCACAGUCCCAGCCACCCUCCCCAGUCAAGCAGCCAGCCAAUGCCCCUGCCCCUGACAAAUUAGACAAGAUGUCUGAAAUCACUCUCAGAAAGAAGAAGAACGCUGACGCUCAGGCUGCUUUCCGUGCACACUGUGCUAACUAUAUUGCCACCCUCGAAGAGACAGGUCCGGUUAUGGACCGGUCCAGAACCGGACUGGAACUUGGGUCCGGUCCACUACCCGUCCACAUAGGUCCGGUCCCCAGUCCGGGACACUCCCGGACCGCAGAUUUGUCAUCGCCCUUAUUGCCGCCGCCGCGGUGUUUGCCUCCCUUGCCGUGUUUACCGUCUUUGUCUUUACCUCCUUUAUUAGAGGCCGUGGCGGUCGCUGCAGCUGACGAGACAACAGAUGAGCUGGCAACUGCGACGUUAGAUGCGACAGCACUGGAACUCGAUGCUACAACAGUGACGGUGGACGCAGCGGGGCAUGAAAGAGGGGGUGCAGCGAGAGCGGAGGUCGCAUUUAUCGUGAAAUGGGUCCUUCGCGGAUUGAAUGAAACGAACGUAAUCGGUCAACGAAAAGGAAGGCUGACUGGCACCGGGCCACAAGGAGAGGAAAGGCGAAAGACGAGGAAAAGAGAACUGAGAUCGGACGGCACUGAAGAUCCGGAAGCAGGUCCAUCAAUCACUAGUGUAAAAAGGAUGAUCAAUAUCCGUCUCCAUCUCUUCCUAGGUCGUGAUCUGCGUGAGACUGCCGAAAGCCAUCUUGAAGAUUCAAUGAUGCAAAUGAUGAGCUCAAUGGGCAAUUGA